Molecule: messenger RNA, 5876 nt
Organism: Odontomachus brunneus
Lineage: Eukaryota; Metazoa; Arthropoda; Insecta; Hymenoptera; Formicidae
Gene: nAChRalpha1
Product: acetylcholine receptor subunit alpha-like 1
Exons: 7
Coding region: 429-2336 (635 amino acids)
Biological process (GO): monoatomic ion transmembrane transport; signal transduction; regulation of membrane potential
Cellular component (GO): postsynaptic membrane; synapse; neuron projection
Molecular function (GO): acetylcholine-gated monoatomic cation-selective channel activity; transmembrane signaling receptor activity
Source: RefSeq, a predicted model, not a curated record
CUGACCGGACUGAAUUCGAUACGAGAGCGCGUAUUAUAUUAAUUUAGUUCAAUAGCGUUUGUGAAUUUUCUCGGAGGCACAUCUAAUCAAGUUUCUAAAUUACGCGAGUAAUUCCAUUUCAGUCUUUCUUCUCCUCUUACUAUCAAUUUAUAAGUUUAUUUUUUCAACGUGGAAAUGGGUUCUCACUUUGAGUGACGCGCAAUCAUCGAAAGUGUCAAACUUGAUUACCCUCUUGUGAUCGUGCUUCGUUAUUCGAAAACGUGCAAUCGUAAUUGUGAAGCGAGACGUGUCGUACGUAAGCAAGCUAAUGUCGUACAGACAUAAGAAUUGUUCAUUAAAUGCUAAUUUAGACAAUCCAUCAUCCGGCUCAGACUUCACAGCACGACGUCUACUUUAAGCUGUGACAUACUCAUACAUUAUGCAUUGGUAUGAGGUAUCUAAAAUCAAUGGGGUGGACAAGGCGUACGAUGCUUAGGGAUGCUUGGACGAACGACGGUGGGAAAGGCUGGUGGCGAUGGUGGUCCAGGUUGGGCGGAUUGCUGGCGAUGGCGGCGGCUAUAUCCUGUCUCGUUGCCUCGUUUCCGGGUGCCUCGGCCAAUCCGGAAGCGAAGCGUCUCUACGAUGACCUGCUGUCGAACUACAACCGCCUCAUCCGCCCUGUUGGAAACAACAGUGAUCGUCUCACUGUCAAAAUGGGACUACGCCUCUCCCAGCUCAUCGACGUUAACUUGAAGAACCAAAUCAUGACGACAAAUGUUUGGGUGGAACAAGAGUGGAACGACUACAAGCUAAAGUGGAAUCCAGACGACUAUGGCGGUGUUGACACCCUUCAUGUACCAUCAGAACACAUAUGGCUGCCGGAUAUUGUUCUUUACAACAAUGCCGAUGGGAAUUACGAGGUGACCAUCAUGACCAAAGCCAUCUUGCACCACACCGGGAAAGUCGUUUGGAAGCCACCGGCGAUCUAUAAAUCAUUUUGCGAGAUCGACGUGGAGUACUUCCCCUUCGACCAGCAGACAUGCGUUAUGAAAUUUGGUUCGUGGACUUAUGACGGUUACACGGUCGACCUGCGGCAUCUCGCCCAGACCGAGGACUCGAAUGAGAUCGAAGUUGGGAUCGACCUGACCGACUAUUAUAUCUCCGUCGAGUGGGAUAUAAUAAAAGUGCCUGCCACGAGAAACGAGGCGUACUACAUAUGCUGCGAGGAGCCCUACCCCGACAUCGUGUUCAACAUCACCCUACGCCGCAAGACCCUCUUCUACACGGUGAACCUGAUAAUACCGUGCGUGGGCAUAUCCUUUCUGUCGGUGCUGGUGUUCUACCUGCCAAGCGACAGCGGCGAGAAGGUCUCCCUGUCGAUCUCGAUACUCCUCUCGUUGACGGUGUUCUUUCUGCUGUUGGCCGAGAUAAUACCGCCCACGUCGCUGACGGUGCCGCUGUUGGGCAAGUACCUGCUCUUCACGAUGGUACUGGUGACGCUGUCGGUAGUCGUCACGAUCGCCGUGCUGAACGUGAACUUCCGCUCGCCCGUCACCCACCGUAUGGCCAGGUGGGUGCGGGUGGUAUUCAUCCAGGUGCUGCCGCGGUUCCUCCUAAUCCAACGACCGAAGAAGGACGACGACGACGAUGAGGAGGAGAACGGCAGGGACGCCACCGGCAUCAGCAACGGCGGCGAGAUCGAUAACGACGGCGUCGACGACGACGAGGACGACGACGAGGACGAUAUCGAGACGGCGAACGGCAAGCCACCCGAGGGCAUCCUUACCGAUGUGUUCCAUGUACAAGAGACUGAUAAGUACGAUCCGUACUACGGCAAGCGGUUCAGCGGGGAGUACGAGGUGCCGCCGCACGGCCUGCCGCCGCCGCCGCCGCACGGCCUGCCGCCGCCACCGCCGCCGACCAGGCAUGACCGCGGCGCCGUCGGCACCGUCGGGCCCUGCUUCAGGGAGCCACUACCCUCGCUGCCAUUGCCCGGGGCGGACGACGACCUCUUCGGCCCGGCUAGUCCUGGCUAUCCUCAUGAGGACGUCAGCCCUACGUUCGAGAAACCAUUGGUACGCGAGAUCGAGAAGACCAUCGACGACGCCCGCUUCAUCGCCCAGCACGCCAAGAACAAGGACAAAUUCGAGAGUGUCGAGGAGGACUGGAAGUACGUAGGGAUGGUGCUCGACCGGAUCUUCCUGUGGGUGUUCACGUUGGCCUGCGUGAUCGGCACAAUGCUGAUCAUCCUGCAGGCGCCGAGCCUCUACGACACCACGAAGCCAAUUGACAUCAAGUACAGCAAGAUCGCCAAGAAGAAGAUGAUGUUGUUGAACAUGGCCAUCGAGGAAGACUAGUCGACGAUCCCGCGCGGCUUCGUGCCGCGUCCACCGUUGUGGUUGGCUCAUCGUCGUCGGCGUCGACGGCAUCGUUCGCGUCGUCAUCAUCGCUGCCGUCGCCGUCGUCGUCGUCGGCGUCGUCGUCGUCGUCGUCGUCGUCGGAGACGCCGCUGUCGUCCCCGUCGCCGACAUUGUCGUUGUCGUUGUUGCUGUCACUGUCGUCAUUGUCAUUGUUGUCGUCGCUGUCAUCGCUGUCGUCGCUGUCGUCGUUGUCGCCGACGAUGUCGAUGCCGUUCACCGCGGCCGCCCAUCAUCGAAACUGCCGAUUUUCGCGUCGACGUGGAAGAGACCCUCUCUCGAUCGCUGGUGCUAAAAACAUGUGGUCCCGGGUAACUACUCCGUGGAUGGACGCACGAUGACGAGAAGGAGGAUGCGAUACCAGCGGGUGACGGUUAAAUCCGCGGAGUAGGAUAUACAUUCCCCUCCUCGAAGAGGCGGAUCUGUUGAACUCUAAUCCGACCACCCUUCAGGAUGGAGAUAAGGGCGUGCGACCGCAUGUACACGAGAGUAAGAGCUUGCGCGAGGAAGCGAAAUAGUGAGGUAGAGCGAGCGUGUGUUGUGUCGUGUAUGCGUGUGUCGUAUACAUGUGGAAAAAACAAGGGGUUGAGUAUGGAAGAGAGGAUGAAAGAAAGAGAGAGAGAAAGAAAUAGGGAGAGAGAGAGAGAGAGAGAGAGAGAGAGAGAGAGAGAGAGAGAGAGAAUGGGAGGGAGAGAAAGAAUGAAAGAAAGAGCGAAAGACAGGACGAGCAAGAGAAGCUGAGGAGAAUGAUGAGAGGGAAGAGGAGAAGGAGGAGGAGAAGGAGGAAGAGAAGGAGAAGGAGGUAGGGCGAGAGAGAGGUGAAAAAGUGCCAAAUACGCGAAAAACACGCGCAUCUGUAUUUUUGUAAAUCUGGUUUCAUACGUAAGGCUAGAGUCGUGCGGCGAGACGUCGAACUGCCCGAACUGCCGUUUUAUAUAAGAAGACGUUUACAGAGCGCGAGGAAAUGCGUAACACCGAGAUACACGCAAUUCACACACUUAUACAUCCACACGUUCGGCAUGAUACAUAUACGUACAUGUACCAGCACCAAGUAUCAUCUACGUGGCAUACUUAUAUCGAUGUAACACACCUAUGGACACGCGCGUGUAUCUUUCGCGCGGCACAUACAUACCCCAUACACACACACACACACACACAUACACACCCGUAGACACGAACAAUGUGGAACAAAUUUCUCACGCGCGCGUUCGUGUUGAUACGGCGAGGGGGGGACAGUCUCUUUGUACACACAUAGUAGUAUAUCAAACGCGUGUCGAGCGUCCUCUCCGCACGCUUCUUUGAUACUUCCGCGUUCUCGCCUCGCCGAAGAUCCGACAACGGACCUCGAGUCGAGCUACGCGCCGAAUUAAAAAUGGUCCACUUGUGCAGCCGCGAGACGCCGCGAACAAGUCCUCGGGAAUCCGUCGACAAGGCCCAGUCGGCCAUAGUCGGGGUAGACGGUCCCGCGAUCGUCGCGCGCGUCAAAACUCAUCGAUCCACCGAUGAUGAUUCAAUCAUCGGCGCUCCUGCCACGGAUAUUGAUCGAUACUCGAUUCGGAUAUCGCUCAACGCCCUUAUCGACGCGAGAGCGAUCAUUCGAGUAAUUUACACGAGCGGCCAAUCAUAGAAGCAAAUUAUUCAGCCGAUCGAUUAUUCCGACGUAUCGAGUGGCUCGGACAGCGUUCGAGUACCUCUGACGAGAGCGCGGCAUGACCGCGGGAAUAAUUGAUUGGCAAAAUAAUUUGCGAAGCAUCCGCUCGUCGGCUUGUCCUAUAAUUCAUGUCGUAAUUAAUGACGGCUUGCGCGGAUGGGUUCGCACCCCGGGGUGUGUUCAUCUUCGCCGUGGACGCGCGUGUCCGGAAAUUCGGCGUAGGAAGAACCGAAAGUGACGCGAGAGGAAUAAUCAAAUCGAACAGCCACAACAACAAAUUUCUUAAGAACUACUGCCAUUUUUCCACGCGGUUUCUGUCUAAUUUAUCUAAUCGACUCGUCAAGGAAACGAUCUUAGUGUGUAGCGCGUUUGGGACUCGAACGGGGAUCGACAGAGGACGGAUGAAUAGAACGAACAUUGCCAAUAGACUUUGCAACGUGCCAAAAGGUGAUCUCGGCCCGUAAAUCAGCUCGCCCACGCGAGCCAAGAGCCCCACCGGUGGCCUGAUUGAACAAUUUCUUCGUCUCUUGUCCGGACUUCCGUCACUCUGUCAUUCUAAGAGAACUGAUCGGAAAUCUUGCGAUUAUCAUUACACAUGUUGUCAUGGUGAGUGUAACAUUUUUAUCACUAAAAUAAGAUCGGAAACACACACAGGACAACUUGAGCAGUAAGCAAAUUUAUCAACCACAGUCGAUCCUUCUCCUUACAGUCCAAGAACAAUCGAUUGUAAUUUUCUUACUGCUUAGGUCUUACUGCUUAGGUUUUUCUGUGUGCCACGACACUAACAACUGGUCGCACGACAACGGCUCGCAAUUGCUCGAGCAAGUAAGUCGUGCGCAAAUUUGAACACAGGAAACCCUCGUUGGUACGCGAUGUGCAAUAAUAAUUGUAUAUCUAUCAAUAAUCAGGAACGAGACUCAAAGGAGCGACAUGACCGUCAAUCAGACAGACACAGACUCUCGUCUUAUUCGUAUAAAGAUUCUGCAAUCGAGCGCACGGCUCGAAGUUCGUGCUUUGGUGCAACAUAAUUUCAUUACACAAUAUAUUUACGUCAUCGAAUUUCGUAGUUUUUCAAGAUUUAUUAUAAAUUCAUUUACUUUACAUUUAUUAAUUAAGAUUACAGAAGAUGGUAGUAUAUGCUUUGUUUUCCUGCAUUUUUAUCUCACAUGGAUUCUAAUAAUACUCAAAAUUUCUAUAACAUACAUAUGUCACUGAAAAUUGAAGGCUGCACAUACGAAAUCACUUUCUUUUUACUCCACGAUCUCCUAUCUGACUGAUCGUGAGUCAGUGCACUUUAUAUUAUACUGGAAAAACGAGAGAGAGGAAGGAGGGAGAGAGAGAGAGAGAACUCCAAUACUUUACGACCAGGCAGAGAGAAAAGCAGAGAGCUAAAGCCAUAUCUGUCUUUAUCUAAUAGAUCUUGAUUGGAAUAAUCCUUUUUGCAAACCUCAGCUUUACCAACAUCAAAUGCAGAACUUACUAUAACAUAUAUUUAUGUUUGAUGUGUCCUCGAACAUAGCCAACGUUUUCAGUAUAAAGAAAAAAGAAUAAGUUAGUUACAUUUUUCCUUCUCUCUUGUCCCAUCUUUGUCCAUUUGUGCAAGCCCUCCAGUAUGGUACAGAGUUUACUGGUCAUAGUUCACCGUUCGUUACUUCUUUGGCUUUUUCUGUUUGAUCUCGGCGCCGACCGGGAGACACCGCGUAGUAAUUUCGUCUCUUCCGGCUGUACUGUAGGUACUACCGAUCGAUACAGACUGCAUAGUUACGGAGGAAAAAAAGGAAGUCGACGCGAAACGAAUGAGAGAAAGAGAGAGAGAGAGAGAGAGAGAG